Molecule: messenger RNA, 2826 nt
Organism: Menidia menidia (Atlantic silverside)
Lineage: Eukaryota; Metazoa; Chordata; Actinopteri; Atheriniformes; Atherinopsidae
Source: the annotation of a GenBank genome assembly
CUUCCUCCUCCUCUUUGCUGUCCCAUCCUUCGUCAGGGAACACCUGUGCAUUCAUGCUCCAACAUUCAUCUCUGAGGGACUGAUUCUCCGACAUCGUGGGCGAGCAGCCUCGCCCACAGGUUCGCGCAGGAAGUGAUGCCAGGUAGCAGUAGUAAAAGCGGAGGGCGAGGUCCGUCCUCGUCGCCCCUCCCCCAUGCGGUGGUCCCGCCCAGCAGACCCCUGCGACCCUCCCGCUACGUGCCAGUGUCGGCCGCCACCUUCUUCCUCGUGGGCUCCACCACGCUCUUCUUCUGCUUCACGUGCCCGUGGCUCUCGGAGCGCUUCUCUGUAGCCGUCCCCGUCUACAAUGGAGUUAUCUUCCUCUUCGUGCUGGCUAACUUCUGCAUGGCCACGUUCAUGGACCCCGGCAUCUUCCCAAGAGCCGAAGAGGACGAAGACAAGGAGGACGACUUCCGCGCGCCCCUCUACAAAACGGUGGAGAUCCGGGGCAUCCAGGUCCGGAUGAAGUGGUGCUCGACCUGCCGCUUUUACAGGCCCCCCCGGUGCUCCCACUGCUCCGUCUGCGACAACUGCGUGGAGGACUUCGACCACCACUGCCCAUGGGUGAACAACUGCAUCGGCAGGAGAAACUACCGCUACUUCUUCCUCUUCCUCCUGUCUCUGACGGCUCACAUCAUGGCCGUGUUCGGCUUCGGGCUGCUCUUCAUCCUCUACCACCGGCAAAACAUGGACCGCCUCCACGCCAUCGUCACACUGGCUGUGAUGUGCGUUGCCGGGCUAUUCUUCAUUCCCGUUGCGGGCCUCACGGGCUUCCACAUAGUGUUAGUGGCCAGAGGCAGGACAACCAACGAACAGGUGACUGGGAAGUUCAGAGGCGGCGUAAACCCUUUCACCAACGGCUGUUGGAAGAAUGUGUCUCAUGUGCUUUGCAGCUCACAAGCUCCCAGGUACAUGGGGAGGAAAAAGUGUCUGCAGAGUGUGAGCGUGCAGCCCCCGUUUCUGCGCCCUCAGCUGACAGAAGCCCAGCUGGCCGCCAAAAUCCUGGACAACGGCAUCCAGGGAGACCUGCACAGGUCCAAGUCAAGUCUUGAGAUGAUGGAGAGUCAGUCGUGUGAUGCUGAGCCUCCUCCUCCUCCCAAACCAGAGCUGCGUUACCCUGGAAUCACCAGGGGCAACACAGAGGAGUGCAGCCUGCUGAACAAAACGCCCCCAACGCCCACAAUGUACAAGUACAGGCCCACCUACAGCCCGGGGAAGAACCACACGGCGCUCACCCACGCUUACGCCAACCAGUUGAGUCGCGGUGAGAGUGUGGGCAGCGCCAGGGACUCGUCCUCCUCCACCUCCUCCCUCCUCCAGGCCAGCCAGCAGCCCGGCUUCCGCUCGCAGCCCAGCCUGGACCGGAGGGACGCCUCGUCCGACCGGGCGGGGGGCGAGAGGAGGGAGGCGGCGGUGCGGGGGGAGGGGGGAGGCGGCGGCGGCGGCGGCAUCCCCGGCUACUCGCUGGGCGGGCGCUCCUACCCCUCCUUCUCCGACCCGGCCGUCCUGUCGGGCGUGGCCUCGCGCUCGUCCAGCUCCACGCACACGUCCGCCGGCGCCGCCCACGCCUCCGAGGCCACCACCGGCUCGGCCAGCUUCAAAAGCCUGGCCAACCAGACCCCCCCGCCGCACCACCCGCCGCGCAACGGGAGCCUGUCCUACGACAGUCUGCUGGCGGGCGGAGGCGACGGCGCCCCCGCCGAGGCGGCGGCGGGGAGGCCCUGCACGCCGGCCUACGGCUCCCCCUCCCCCUUCCUGACCCAGCAGCGGGAGAACGACCUGCACUCCCAGGCCUCCCAGUCCCCCCACCACCACCACCACCACCGCUCCUCGCACCCCCACCACCACCACUCCUCCUUCCUGCAGCGCUCCUCCUCCUCCACGUCCUCCUCCCCGCCGCCCCCCCCGGACAGAGACCGCCUGCUGGGGGAGCCUCACCCGGGCUCCCGCCUCCCUCCCGCCGGCCAGACCUCCUCGUCCCAGCCCCCCCCUCCUCCGCCGCACCACCACCACCACCAUCACCACCACCACUCGCACCACCACCACCACCACUCCUCCGCCUCCUCCUCCUCAUCCCACCCCCCCCCUCGCCUGGCCGCCCCCCACGCCCCGCCCCACCACGCCUACCCCUAUCGCACCCGCUCCACAGACACCCCCCUGGGCCCCUCCUCCACCUCCACCACCCACCCGCCCCGCUCCCCGCACCCGCCCCCCCUCGGCAAGUCCCUCUCCUACUCCAGUGCUGCCGCGGCCGAAAUGCAGUACCGGCUGGUCCGCAAAGCCUCGGCCUCAGCCGGAGCCAACGCAGCGGGUGCAGGAGGAGGAGGAAUGGGAGGAGGGAUGGGAGGAGGAGGAGGAGCAAUGCAAGCGCCAAACUCGGCUCCCGUCGGGCCGGCGUCCGUUUUAAGGCGGGAAACAAACCGCCGCCACCUGCAGAGCCCAGAGAAAAACACGGGCAGCGGCCGGAGCACUCUAAAAGAGAAGGAUUCCGGUGUAGCUAUGAUACCUGGGAGAACUCCCCAUGCCGACAUGCACGCGUUCCCCAGAACAGAUCAGAUGGGCCGAUGCGGCGUGGAUGAGCCGAUCCAGACCAAAGCCCUGAGUCGGGCCAACGGCGGCCAGCCCUUCUCGUCCUCCUCCUCCUCGGCCCCCUCCUCCCCCUCUCGGCCCGUGACGGCCGCUCCACCCGGGGGGGCGGCGGUCCAGAGUCUGCUCCACAAGCCUCUGAGCGGCGGGGUGAAGAAGGUGACGGGCGUCGGGGGCACCACCUACGAGAUCUCCGUGUGA